Molecule: messenger RNA, 219 nt
Organism: Ochotona curzoniae (black-lipped pika)
Lineage: Eukaryota; Metazoa; Chordata; Mammalia; Lagomorpha; Ochotonidae
Gene: GNG14
Product: G protein subunit gamma 14
Exons: 2
Coding region: 1-219 (72 amino acids)
Biological process (GO): G protein-coupled receptor signaling pathway
Cellular component (GO): heterotrimeric G-protein complex
Molecular function (GO): G-protein beta-subunit binding
Source: RefSeq, a predicted model, not a curated record
AUGUCCAGCAAGAUGGCCAUCGGGAGUGACAUCGGCCAGGCCCGUCGGGCCGUGGAGCAGCUAAGGAUGGAGGCCGGCAUUGACCGUGUGAAGGUGUCCAAGGCGGCUGCCGACCUGUUGCAAUUCUGCACAGACCAGGCCAAGAGUGACCCCUUCCUCGUGGGCAUCCUGGCCGCCACCAACCCCUUCAAGGAAAAGACUCCCUGUGCCAUCCUGUGA